AUGGUCGGGAUGGAAAUGCGCGUGCCGGGAAACGCGCCUCUGAAGGCGGUGGACAUGCCGCAGCCCAUGCUGGACAGGGAAGAUCUUGCGUACUGGGACACGUUAGACUACUGCAUGUACCUUUCGAAGGCGCGUGGGAUAAUAGUGAACUCGUUUGCAGAGCUGGAGGCGGUGGUGAUUAACGCCAUGGCGAGGGCAGAUGCAGGAACGGAUAACAAAGAAUGUCUGAGAUGGCUGGAUGAACAACCGAGCAGAAGCGUGGUGUACCUGUGCUUCGGAAGCAGAGGAUCGUUCACAGUGUCACAGUUGAGAGAGAUAGCGAAUGGGUUAGAGAGGAGUGGGCACAGGUUCUUGUGGGUCGUGAAAAGGCCGGUAGAAGAGGAGGGAACGAAGCAGGUUCACGAGGCAGCAAAACCAGGGGAUGACUUCGACCUGGCGUCGGUGUUGCCAAAAGGGUUCAUGGAGAGAACCAAGGGUCGAGGGAUGGUGGUGAAGGCGUGGGCCCCGCAAGUGGAGGUGCUGAGUCGUGAGUCGGUGGGUGUGUUUGUGAGUCACUGCGGGUGGAACUCGGUGUUGGAAGGGGUGGUGGCGGGGGUGCCGAUGAUUGCAUGGCCGUUGUAUGCAGAGCAGCACGUGAACAGGGAGGUGAUGGUGGGGGAGAUGAAGGUGGCUGUUGCGGUGGAUCAGAGGGAGGAAGAUGGGUUUGUGAGUGCGGAGGAGGUGGAGAAGAGAGUGAGAGAGGUGAUGGAGUCGAAGGAGAUCGGAGAGAGGAGUCUGAAACUCAAACGCAUGGCUUUGGCUGCUGUUGGAGAAUCUGGAUCCUCCACAACAGCACUUGCCAACUUGGUUCAAUCCUGGUCCUGA
Sphenostylis stenocarpa is the source of this 864-nucleotide messenger RNA. The record is from the annotation of a GenBank genome assembly. Lineage: Eukaryota; Viridiplantae; Streptophyta; Magnoliopsida; Fabales; Fabaceae.